AUGGAAGAGAACAGUAACCCGGAGAAAAAAAAUAGAUCCAGGAUUUCUUUUGACCUGGCUAUAAGCGCCUUCAACCUUCUUGUUGCAGCUGCACAGAUAGGGUAUCAUCAUCUGACUUCUGGAAACCCAAACGACCGCAUUGUAGACAUUUCAAAAUUUGCAACUUCUGCCGUCCUCUUGGUUUCAGUCCUCAAGGUUCUUUACCAACUACGCAGAUUUACAGGUGAUCAUGGUGCAAGAAAGAUGAACAGAAUUAAGAUUCUUUUGAUGGUUAUGUAUCUACUGUCCUUUAUUAUUGGCGCCGGACUGCUCUUUACUAAGUCUGAUAAGCUGAGUGAUCUGAAGAUAGAGGACCAUGCCACCAUUGUGUCUAUGGCGUCGUUGCUGGGAAUGGUCGUCUCUUCCGGGCUCCUAGACUUCAAGCACCUUCCAAAGGGCAACUACGUCGACUACCUCAUCAUAUUCUCCUCCCUUGUUCUAAUUCUAAAGCUUGCAACCUUCUUUCCUCCUCUUAGUAAGCACACCGGGAUACCAGAUGCAGCCAAGUGGGGAUGCAUAGUCGUGGGACUCGUUGUCCCCCUCAUCCAAAACCUUCUUUCUCCAGGGAGCAUCUCAGAGCCGGUCUCCCACGAGGACUUUGCUAUGUUUAAUGUUUUGAGCCUACUCAUUCUUGUUCUUGGAAUUGCCAUAGUGUCAUCUCCACACAUUCGCAAAUGGUGGCAAAGCGACAAAGUGAAGCCAAAAAUAGUGACACCAAAAGUAGAAGAGACAGUCUAA
Encephalitozoon hellem ATCC 50504 is the source of this 777-nucleotide messenger RNA. RefSeq lists its product as uncharacterized. The transcript has a single exon. NCBI's taxonomy places the organism in Eukaryota, Fungi, Microsporidia, Unikaryonidae. The record is from RefSeq and is a predicted model, not a curated record. Bases 1 to 777 code for a protein of 258 amino acids.